CCGCGCUUCGCCCCGCGCCCGGCGCCUCCCGGCCGCCAUCAUCCCGGCGUGCACCGCGGCGGCGGGCGAGCCGGCGGCCAUGUUGCGAUAGUUUGUUGUUUUCCUCCUGCGGAGAAGCGGGCCCGAGUGGCCCGCCGCCGCCGCCUCGCCCGCCUCCGCCCUUGCUGGCCCGCCGUCCGCCGCCCCCGUCCUCCGCCGCGCGUCCCCGGGCCCCGGCUGGCCCGGCGGCCCCCCCGGCUGGCUGGUGGGGCAAGUCCGACGGCCGGGCCCAGCGAGCACCAUGGCGGCCGCCCUGGGAGCGGGCGGAGGAGCCGGCGCCGGAGAUGACGACUUCGACCAGUUUGAUAAGCCUGGUGCAGAGCGGUCCUGGAGAAGAAGAGCUGCAGACGAGGACUGGGACAGUGAACUUGAAGAUGACUUACUUGGAGAAGAUUUGCUGUCUGGCAAAAAGAAUCAGUCGGAUUUAUCAGAUGAAGAGCUAAAUGAUGAUCUUUUACAGAGUGAUAAUGAAGAUGAAGAAAAUUUCAGUUCUCAGGGUGUCACAAUUAGUCUGAAUACCACAUCUGGCAUGGUCACAUCAUUUGAACUGUCUGACAACACUAAUGACCAAUCUGGAGAACAGGAAUCUGAGUAUGAACAAGGAGAAGAUGAACUGGUUUAUCACAAAUCCGAUGGAUCUGAAUUGUAUGCUCACGAGUACCCGGAAGAAGGACAGUAUGAAGGCCACGAUGCUGAGCUGACAGAAGACCACAUUGAGUAUGUGGAAGAGCCAGAGGAGGAGCAGCUGUACAAUGACGAAGUGUUAGACAUCGAGAUCAAUGAGCCUUUAGAUGAAUUCACAGGAGGUAUGGAAACUUUGGAACUGCAGAAGGACAUAAAAGAAGAGUCAGAUGAAGAAGAUGAUGACGACGAAGAAUCUGGACGAUUGCGUUUCAAGACUGAAAGGAAAGAAGGAACAAUUAUUAGGCUCUCAGAUGUAACUAGAGAAAGAAGGAACAUUCCAGAAACUUUGGAGCUUUCAGCAGAAGCCAAAGCUGCAUUGCUUGAAUUCGAAGAAAGAGAGCGACAGCAUAAGCAGGGACGCUAUGGUUCAAGGCGGGGAGGAAGGCGAGGAGGCUCUUUAAUGUGUCGUGGAAUGGGAGACCAGAGAAGAGAGAACAGUGAGCGGGGAAGGAUGAAAGACCACAGGCCUGCUCUGCUUCCGACACAGCCUCCCGUGGUGACGCACUCCCCAAGAUUAAUUCCUCCUCCACAGCCUCAGCCUCCCCCUCCGCCACCACCGCCGCCGCCUCAGCAGCAGCCAAUUAGAAGUCUGUUCCAGCAGCAGCAGCUGCAGCCUCUGCUUCCCCUGCAGCACCCGCACCACCCCUCUCCUCCUCAGGGAAUGCACAUGCCGCCCCAGAUAGAGGCCCCGAGGGUGAUGCUGACGCCGCCUCCUGUGACCCCACAGCAGCCCAAGAACAUACACAUAAAUCCCCACUUCAAAGGGGCGGUGGUGACGCCCGUUCAAGUGCCCUUGCUGCCAGUCCCAAGCCAGCCGAGACCUGCGGUGCCCCAGAGAUUCCCGGGCCCUCCAGAAUUUCCACAGCACACACCUGGACCUGUCCCCAACAAUUUUAGCCAGCCCCCACGACUUCCUCUUCAGGACCAGUGGAGAGCCCCUCCCCUGCCCCAGGAUCGAGACCCUUUCUUCCUAGGAGUUUCAGGUGAACCAAGGUUCCCGAGUCAUCUCUUCCUGGAACAGCGAAGUCCCCCUCCACCGCCACCUCCCCCUACGCUUCUUAGCAGUAGCCAUCCUGUGCCCACUCCCAGUCCCUUACCAUUCACUCAGCCUGGCCCAGCGUUUAAUCAGCAAGGACAGCAGCCAGUGUUCCCGCGAGAGAGGCCUGUAAGGCCAGCCCUCCAGCCUCCAGGUCCAGUGGGGAUUCUUCACUUCAGCCAGCCUGGGUCAGCAGCCACACGGCCUUUCAUCCCUCCUCGACAGCCCUUCCUGCCCGGCCCGGGACAGCCCUUCCUGCCUGCCCACGCACAGCCGAAUCUGCAGGGGCCCCUGCACCCCCCGUUGCCCCCUCCACACCAGCCCCAGCCCCAGCCCCAGCAGCAGCCCCCGCUCCAGCCCCAGCACCAGCCCCCGCUCCAGCCUCCGCCGCAGCAUCAGCCGCCGCCGCCACAGCCGCAGCACCAGCCUCAGCACCAGCCGCAGCACCAGCAUCACCACCACCUCUCCGUUCCUCCCCCGCCGCUCAUGCCCAUGGCUCAGCCCCAGUUCAGGCCGCACAUGCAGACGGCCCAGCCGCAGCCCAACAACGGGCGGAUGCAGUGCCCCCAGCGCCAGGGGCUCAGGCAUAAUACGACUUCUCAGAAUGUAACCAAACGACCAAUGCAGCAAAUGCAGCCAACUGCUCCAAGAAACAGUAAUUUGCGUGAGUUACCGAUAGCACCGUCACACGUGAUAGAAAUGAGUAACAGUCGUUGCUCCUCCACACCUGCAGCUCCAGUAAAACCUAUUAUCAGCACGUCACCACCCACGAGGCCUGCCGUGGGGUCCAGGAGCGCACAAGGGAAGACUGAGGUGAAAGUCAAGCCACUUAGCCCCGUGGUUCAACCUAAAGAAGAAGUGAAAGCAGAGCCAGAGUUUCCUGAUGAAGAUGAAGAAACGAGGUUAUAUCGCUUAAAGAUAGAAGAACAGAAACGCCUCCGAGAAGAAAUCCUGAAGCAGAAGGAGCUACGACGGCAGCAGCAGGCUGGGGCUAGAAAGAAGGAGCUGCUCGAGAGGCUGGCGCAGCAGCAGCAGCAGCAGCAGCAGCAGCAGCAGCAGCUCUAUCCACCCUCAGCCCCUGCAGAGCAGGAAGAGCAGACGUCUUCACCAUCACCCACCAAUGGUAACCCACUGUUACCCUUUCCAGGUGCGCAGGUCAGACAGAAUGUGAAAAACCGACUUCUCGUGAAAAACCAAGAUGUCACUGUUUCAAAUGUUCAGCCCAAAACAUCCAAUUUUGUGCCAUCUGGUGCUAACAUGCAGUAUCAAGGACAACCGAUGAAACCACUGAAACAUUUGAGACAGGCCAGAACUGUACCUCAGAGUCCAGCUCAGCACAAAGUCCUGCAGGGAAAGCCUGUGGAUGGGGAGGGGCCGCCACCCCCCUCACAGACUGCUCGAGUGGCGUCCCUCCAGGGCCGGCCCCCGGAUGCCAAGCCCGGCACGAAAAGGACCGUCAUGCACCGGGCAAACAGCGGUGGCGGAGAUGGGCCACAAGUCAGCUCCAAGGUCAGGGUGAUUAAGUUGUCAGGCGGGCAGGGAGGAGAGAGCGACGGCUUUUUUCACCCGGAGGGCCAGCCCCAGAGGCUCCCUCAGCCCCCAGAAGUGAGACAGCAGCCUGCCCGCAAAGUGACACUGACCAAGGGGGCCCUUCAGCCGCCCCAGCACCCACCAGUGGGGGCCCACGUGCACUCGGCCGGCCCUCCAGGCAUCAAGAGCAUCCAAGGAAUUCACCCAGCCAAGAAGGUCCUCAUGCAUGGGAGAGGCCGAGGAGUAGCAGGUGCCAUGGGCCGGGGGCGCCUGAUGCCGAACAAGCAGAACUUACGGGUGGUGGAGUGCAAGCCACAGCCCUGCGUCGUGUCCGUGGAAGGCCUCUCUUCCUCCACUACGGAUGUCCAGCUCAAGAGCCUGCUGAUGUCAGUAGGCCCCAUCCAGAGUUUACAGAUGCUUCCCCAGCAGCGGAAAGCCAUAGCUAAGUUCAAGGAACCAGCCCAUGCAUUAGCGUUUCAGCAGAAAUUCCACAGGCAUAUGAUAGAUUUGUCCCACAUAAACGUGGCCCUGAUCGUCGAGUGAGCUCCCACAGGAGAGGCUGACCUUGCGCUGCACACACGCUGUGGAUUGCUUCAGGGAAGCCGCCAGCACAGAAGCCCCAGGAGCUUAGGGCUGUCCGCCCACAGCCUCGAGUAACUGUUUUCUGGAGUGCCAGGCCACCCGCACUGAUUCCAGAAGAGUUGAACUUACAGGGCAUGGCAGACUGGAGUUCGGUGUUAGAUUGCUUCACAUUCUGUUGUCACCACAGAGAACUACAGUUUUCGUUUUCUUUUGUUUUCAAAGUGCUUACAAUGCAUGUAGACAUUGUUCUUUGUGAUCUUACUGUAUGAGAAUCACAGUGACUUAGAUUCAGGAAAGAACACUGACGCCACAAAUUCUAAGUAUUUUUCACAGCAAAGAACAUUUGAUAAUGGUUGCACUUAUCUUCAGUGCAGGCUACUCAAGAAUUUUCCCAACCAAGCAUAACUUGCAUUGUCUUCUCAGAAAGCCCUCAAAAGGCUCUUGUAAAAACGUAGAUUAAAAUUUGGGUGAUUAUCAUUGACAGUUGCAUAUCCUGGAAAGCAGGGUAUGAGGGGGGUUGGGAGUGGUGCCAAUUGUGUGGCAGAUUCUGCUUCUUGUAAAUAUUCCAAAAGCGCCAACUAUAUAUUCCUAGUUCCAAAGGGAGCUGCUCACCCCCUUUUGCACCCUUCCCAGAGAAGACGGCAGUGCCGGGAGCCCCAUGCUCCCUUGGCCUGGGAAGGUGUCCGUAAGCUCCCAGUGCAGCCUUGCUGGAGUCGCCUGCUAGGCGAGUUGCAUAGCUACCUACCAUGUGAGACAGGGGACAGCCUGAACCUUGAACAGAUCUGAUUGGUUUUUUCCUCUUUGUAAAUGUAGCCCAAGGUGUCAUGUUCACGUCACUGGCUCUGUGAUAUGUAACAUUCUUUGGGAACCUGGUUAUCAUUGCUUUGAUUAACUUUUUUUUUUUUUCCCCUGAAGGCCUUGUGAGUAGGGGCUAUGCUGUCCUUCAGUGGACCUCAGAGCAAGGUGACGUUGACUCUUGCAUGGCAUUCUUCGUGGCAUGUGGUGUGAGGAAUGGCUGUCGUGCUGGGAGAGCGAAACCCCAAGUGGAAUGUGUCUGUGUCGCCCAUGAACCUGCUUGAGUAAUUUUGGACAGGCUCCAUUCAGUGUGGCACUUACUCCUCAUAAAGCAGCUCUUAGUAAAAUUCAUUCUGGGCAAACGUUGGAAAAAGUGCCUUAUUGUAUUUUUGCUCAUGAAAGAGUUUCACUAUUUUAGAUUUAUUCUAAUGUGGACCUGAAGUAUUUGAGCAAAUGAUACUAGGGCACACUCAGACUUUUUAGCUGUAUUUUUACCUAAGAUUUCUUGUCAGAUUUAUUAAUGGAAUUAAGGAAACUAGAAGCCUGUUGUACAUAUGCCUCUGGUUAGCCAGCAAGGACAGAAUACAAACGCGGAACACCUCUGCUCAGGGCAGCCUUGUGUCUCUCAGCCUCCUCGUGGGAGCUGGGACGCAGGUCCUGCGAACUUGUGUCACCUUGUUUUCACCGUUGCCGUUUUAUAUUACUCUUCCAAAUCCAGUUAGCAGAACUGGAGGAGAGUAUUCCAGGCCCAGUGAGACUUGGUGGAGCACUGAUUUAAAAUGGCCUCAUGUGCUGAGAGUAGCCUGGGAGAUGAAGCUGGUGCUUGGUGGCUGCUCUGGAGCAGAUCUGGGCUCUAGGACACUCUGGGCACUCAUAGGAUACACUAGAACACCCUCUUGCUGAGGCCUGGCCACCGUGUUCCAAAAACCUCCUGACUAAGCCUUGGCAGAUGGCCCUUCCUCCAGGCGCUCCAGUGCAGUUUCCACGUAGUCGCUGCUGUGCACAUCGGCUGUUUGACACGGGCGGUCUCUGCCCACUGUUUUCACAGUAGAUACAGUUGUGUUUGUAUAUUUAAAAGCGUAGUUUAUUUGGCUCAGACCACAGAGAGCUGCACUGAAAUAAUGAGUUUGCUAGCCCAUAAGCUCUAAUUGAGAGAGAUCCAGACCAUUUCCCCACACUGGGCAGUGGGAAAGCUUACAGUUGAUGGACUUAUUUUAUCACCAGGGACUUACUGAUCCAAGAAAAUGAGUUUAACAGAUUUUUACCACUUUCUGAAAUAGUCUGAGUGUGCUGUGGCUUUGGAACCAAAAAUCUGCCUGUUGUCUGAAAGGUAGGCAUUUAAGCAUACUUUUUUCUAGUUAGCGAUAAUAAACUAAUCCUAUUUGGGCACCAUUGUUCACAACAGACCCCAUGGCCACUUUAAGGUCUGCUUUUGGCAUUGUCUGAGUGUGACAUGGGUGCCUCAGGACAUGUGUGUGUCUGUAACUGUCUGCACACACAUAAGCAAGCUUUCUCUUGAUAGAAUGUUCUUGAAAAACCAUCGGCAGAGUUGAACUAGGCCUUUCAGAAAGCCCUGGUUAGACUGGCUCGGCACAGUGGGCCUCUCUUAAUGCACACAGCCCUGGACAGGGCUCUGUUAGUGCCAGCCCGCCCAGGGCCACAGGCCGAGUUUCCUCAGGGAAACCACAAGCGAGGAAAGAAGCAGAAUUAGAAAGUCAUGCUGUGUCCAUUGUGUGCACUUCUCACAGCGAGAUCAGACCUCCGUGAGCUGAACCCUCUUGGAAGAUCUGUUGCAACCAUUAUCUUUGUUCUUUACUUAUCAUGCAUUUAAAAUGAGAUGCAGAAGCAUUUAACAUGCUAUGUAAAUACGGACCUUUUAAAAUUGAAAUGUUAUUGGAGAUGCUUUCAAUUCAGCAACAUCUUAGCUAUUUGUUAGUUCUUUUGUGUUGUCUCAUCACAGUUUAAUGGAUACAGUUCCAUAAUUGUUGAUGUGUUUGUGAAAUAUUCAAUUUUUAUAAAGAUGGUAGUAAGUCAAUACGUUUAUCCUGACCUGUGUAUUAUUUGUUCACAAAUCAAGGCGCUUAAAGCCAGUAAAUAUCAAUAUAUCUCGUAAGGAAACCCAAUAGGUGAUUAUGUGGAGCGAGUUACUUUUUCUUUUUGCAUUAUCUUGUUUUGAUUUUGUGCUGUAAUAUAAGUUCACUUAGCUACUUAUCUGAUCAUACGAAUGCAUUACCAUUGGGCUGGCCACAUUUGUUAAAUUCUUAUACUGAUAUUCUUCUAAAGGAGAAAUCUCAUCUCUCUUUUCCAAAAAAAAUGGUGAGGGUUCCCCCCCUUCUGAACAGACCACUUCCUAAGUAGGUGCCUGUGCCCUCGCCCCAUGGGGAGGGGACGGGAGGAGGGUGGUGGGGGGGAGGGGUUGUUCCUCAUAACUAUUAAUUUGGGUCAUCCUUCUCCUGAUUUGUAAAGGUCCUGGGGAACCACGUGUUUACGCCUGGUGCUGUAGUGCUCCUGAACUGUGACAGCUUAGAUCCCGCGCCCAGAGGUCUUUCUCCAAAGAGCAUUUUGCUGAAUUCUGCCAGCAGAGGACUUGCUGGCAGGAGGCUGGGAGAGGUGCGGGGUGAAGGGGAAGCAGCAGAGGUGGGAGAGGAGGGCCUUGGAGGGUGGGGGAGCGGUCAUGGUGUCAGUCGUGGACUUUCCUCCAGCACGCUGCCCAUCACGUGAGGGGCCGUGGGGGCAGGCACACGGCGGUCUCGGCAGAGGGCUGGCUGGAGAGCCCCUUCCCUGGGGAGGCCUGCGGCUCGCGGGGCGGAGGAGACCUGAGGCCCGCCUUGCUCGCAGGCUUGAUUUUAAGGACCUCUCACUUCUCUUCUUUUUUUCCUUUUGGCUUUGGUUUUCUUGUUUUGUUCUGUUAUUUUGUUUUUUGUUUCUUUGUUGUUCAGUUGAAGGUAAGCUCAGUGUGCUCGCAGACCGUUGGACUGACAGGGACCCUGUGAGGACAGUUAGGUUUGGGGAGCAGUCUGUGCGCUGGGGAGCCCUGGGGCCCUGGGUUCCCUCCCUCCUUCCCGGAGAGCAGCCUCCCCGGCACAGGCCGGCCCAGCGCCCUGCCCAGGGUCCUUUUUCAUUUUUCCUCCCUUCCUGCUUCUAGGACUCUAUUGUGGCUUUACUUUCUCGCUGUGAGACCUCCUUUUACUGUCCUUCCGUCAGGAAGAGCCCCCCUUCUGGCUUUUUGUGUAUUUGGAGUGUGAGGGGAAUGCUUGGGAAGGUAUCCUUGGUUCUUCGCAGGUUUUUAAAAGGGAUUCACUAACAGGGAGGGGCGGAGGGUGUGAAAUGGGGCCAGGAGACCCUCAGGAAGGCCACGCCAGGAGUUCAGAUCACUUAGGGGGGAAGUUUAGAUAUUUUAUUGUAUUCAAUGAGCAUUUCAGUUAACCUUUUCAACGAUUUUUAAAACUCGUGAACGAAGUAUUAUUUUGGGCGUUCAUAAAUAUGAACUCUCCAAAGGCGUUUAGCCUUGGUUUACUAUUAAAUCCUAAGGAUUUUGUGUAAGGUUUUUUUGCAACCUAUUUAAUUUUCCUCAUUUAAAGUGCCCGUGGUUUGUGUCCUAGAACCGGAGCAAAACUCACUGAUUCAUAUUGGAUCCCAAGUGUGCCUUGUCGGGCAGCGAGGUCAGGAAGCGCCAUCGUCUCACACGCAGCAGCCAGCUCUUCUGGAGAGUGUUCCACGGGGCUGAGCGCUCUCCUCUGCCGUGUGUUCGUAGCAAGUCUUUAGUUAGAUGGGCAGGUGGAACAGGUGUUUUUAGUGAGAAGUUACUUUUUCCUUUUAUUUCUAACCAACUAAAAUGUAACAAGGUCUUCAUGUUCGUGUUUUGCUUUAUUUUACUAAUUUUAAAAGGUAUGUAGAAAUAUUCAGACCCUUUAAAAAGAAACACAUAGUUCUUCCUUUUAACGUGUUCCACAUAGUGGACAAAGAGAUGUACUGUUCUAAUAUAUUCUGUAUUCAGUAAUGGAACAUGCUCUAGAAAGUAGACCUCUUGAUAUUCUUUCAGCGUGAUUUUCUUUUAAACUACUUUUCAUUUUAAGGGCACAUGUAGUAGGAGCUGAUUUUUAAAGGACUGUUGAAAUUUUAUGCACUCUGCAGUAUUGUCUUAGAAUAUAUAAUUUAGGUUUUUAAAAACACACACACACACACAACACACAUUUAUACUGUCGACCGAAAAGCAAAUAACCGUUGGUUUUUAUAAUUCCGCUUUGCUUUUCACAGGCACGGGUCCAGGAUUGUGUGUCCUCUGUGAGGAUUUUAACUCUAAGGCUUUAAUUCCACUGUUUAAUUUUCAGGUUCAGUAACAGCAGGCCUGCGCUGGGCGUUUCCGUGUUCAGCGGGUUCUCUCUGUUGGGCAGUUCUGUUCUCUUCUUGCUCCUGCGGGUCGGGGCUGGCCCCAGCAGCAGGGUCUCCUCUGUGCCCCCCUCCUUUCCUCUUGCACCUUCCUCGCCAGAACCCAGCUGCCAGCCCCUCUCGGAGUUCCUUUCCCACUCUGAAAGUCUUGCCCUUCCUUUCACUCUCCUGUCUCUGCUGUCUGUCCUCUCCUCCCACCCACCUCCUCUUGGUGAUGGCCUUCAUUUGGCGGAGUUCUUGCUCCUCUGUCAGUAUUAGCGUGGAGGAGAAUUCCACUCUGGGCGCAAGAAUGUUGCGAAUGUGUUUGCACCAUGUUUACAACUCGAUUCCAUCUAAACCUUUGCUUUGACAGGUUUUUACUCAUGAUUUAUUCCUCCAGGUCUCAGGUUGGAGAGAAUAACAUUUGCAUUCUGUUAUUUUGCAGUUUGACUAUAGGAGAGUGUGGCGCUCCAAAGAUGCCGGCGUCCUGGUGCGCGGUGGCGCUGUGAUUAACCCCUGUUUUAUCCCUCUGCUUCUGCAGGACCUCUUGCAUGAGUUCAGUGUUAGUAGCGUGCCUCUUACUCCACUUGGAAGUGCCGGCCCGUGUGACCCUUUGUUACUGCUCUCGCUGACUCUGAUCCUUCCUAACUGUAAUGUGUAUGCGCAUCACGCGGGGUUGGGCCAGCUCCUAUGUGGAGUCUGAAGCUGUGUUUACUGGGAGUGCAUUGAGAGUUCAGAAGUCAAGAGGUGACUGAGUUGCUUUCCUCUGGGUUGAUCUACUUCAUGUUUCUACCAAACACACUACACUUAGAUUUGCGGGAGAUGAUGUUGCCUUGUUUCACCCCAUUUUUCACUUUGUGCUAAUCACUCUGACAGCUUUAUCAGGAAUAGAUGUGAAGAACAGUAGUGACAUAGUUGGAAAAAAUGUAUUGUUGUGUGUAUCAUUUGUGUGAUUCCAGACUGAGAAAUGUGAUUUGAACUGUAUUGUAAUUUGCAAGAUGUGUUAAUAAAAUACCUCGCAGUUUC
Molecule: messenger RNA, 10060 nt
Organism: Equus quagga
Lineage: Eukaryota; Metazoa; Chordata; Mammalia; Perissodactyla; Equidae
Gene: RBM33
Product: RNA binding motif protein 33
Exons: 18
Coding region: 281-3832 (1183 amino acids)
Molecular function (GO): RNA binding
Source: RefSeq, a predicted model, not a curated record